Molecule: messenger RNA, 1125 nt
Organism: Tripterygium wilfordii
Lineage: Eukaryota; Viridiplantae; Streptophyta; Magnoliopsida; Celastrales; Celastraceae
Product: peroxidase N
Exons: 4
Coding region: 40-1026 (328 amino acids)
Biological process (GO): hydrogen peroxide catabolic process; response to oxidative stress
Molecular function (GO): peroxidase activity; heme binding
Source: RefSeq, a predicted model, not a curated record
UUAUCUACUAUAUUUCACUAAUUGUGUCUUAGUAUAACCAUGAAGUGGUCACGUUGCUUUGGGUUUGUUUGGCUUUUGUCGACUAUCCUUCUAUUGUGUUUGACUGCGAGAGCACAACUAAGCGCAGACUUCUACUCCACAACGUGCCCGAAACUUCUUCAAAUUGUACGAAGAGAAGUUCAAAAUGCCAUCAAGACCGAGAUGCGAAUGGCAGCCUCUUUGCUCCGCCUUCAUUUUCAUGAUUGCUUCGUGAAUGGUUGCGAUGCGUCAGUUCUGCUGGAUGGAAGUGGUGGUGAGAAGUUUGCAUUUCCUAAUAUAAACUCAGCGAGAGGAUUUGAAGUGGUCGAUGCCGUCAAAACUGCUGUUGAGAGUCAGUGUAGUGGAGUUGUUUCAUGUGCGGACAUACUAGCCAUAGCUGCUCGUGAUUCAGUUCUCUUAAGUGGAGGACCUUCAUGGAAGGUCCAACUAGGAAGAAGGGAUGGAUUGGUGGCUAACCAAACAGGAGCAAAUCUUGCCCUUCCUGCUCCCACUGAAACAGUCGGUGUCAUCACCGCCAAAUUUGCCGCGGUUGGCCUUAACAUCACGGACGUCGUGUCCUUGUCAGGUGCACAUACAAUUGGAUUGGCAAGGUGUGCGACAUUUAACGACAGAUUGUUCAAUUUUUCCGCAACUGGUGCCCCCGACAGUACAUUAGAAACAAGUAUGCUGUCCGAGUUGCAACAAUUGUGUCCAUUGACUGACGAUGGAAACAAAACAGCAGUUCUAGACAGAAACUCGGUUGAUUUGUUUGACAACCAUUAUUUUCAAAACUUGAUCAACAACAAGGGCCUUCUUGGAUCAGAUCAGGUUCUGUAUUCCAGCAACGAGGCCGCAUCGACAACUAGAAGUCUUGUUCAAAGUUACAGCAGUAAUCAAAAUCUUUUCUUGAGUGAUUUUGCUAAUUCCAUGAUCAAAAUGGGGAAUAUAAGUCCUCUUACUGGGUCGGCCGGAGAGAUUCGGAAGAAUUGCAGGGUAAUCAAUUCAUAAACUGUGGGAACUUCUCAUGUACACAAUUAAUAAACAAGUUUGAUGUGUGUAUUAUUAAUGUAAUGCUGUUCUAUGGACUAAAGGUUAUAUGUUUUGUAA